AUGGUUGUCUUCAGAAUGCUAAUGUGGUUUCCUCUAUAUGGGCCAGGUACAGCGUUUCCAAAAGAAGAGCUAGGUGGGACUUGCUGUCCCGGCUGUUCGUGUGACCUUUCCACGAUUCACGGCAUUGACGAGUUCAUGCAGAGCUUAGGCUCUUGGUCGCAGCGCUGUAGCUAUGACCGUUGCAUUGAUGAUGGUUCCUGCGAGCCAUGCACUGAAGAAGAAUUGCUGACGCCUCCUUGUAGCAGCGGGCAACGCCAGAAGGUCAUUUGCACACGCUGUCAAGGGAUGAGAAGCCACCUACCCUUUUGCGGGUCUGGAUACAGGAUCUUUUGGUCCUCAAACCACAGCUCCGCCAAUGUGUCUGGGCCUAGUGCAGGGCUCUUCCAUCGCAGCUGCGGACAGGAAGGUUUUCUGAAGCCGCCCAGCGGCUCGCGCAACGGCGUAUUUACGGGCGACAGCCCGUUGGAUGCGGAGGGGACACCCGAGACGGCCAAGUCUGAGAAGUCUGGUGGUACCUCCAACUCGCGGCACAUCUUCCGGUUUGGUGGUGAUGGAGAUGAAGGCUCCACAGAGGUGCUUUAUUUCUUGUUUGCAAAUGCCUUGGUCCUCGCCGCUUCUGCAUGGUCUCUCCGCCGACAGCAGCAAAAGCAGUGGGAAAAGACCAUGGAAGGGCUCUACAGUUGUAUUGAAGAGGGCAUUCCAUCUGCGAGUGCCGGCAGUGCAGAUCCCAAGUCGACCGGAUCAAUCAAUCGGCUGUACACACGGCUGAACUUCAAAGGCGACUCUGCGACUUUUACCGCCGUUGCUUUGCUCAAGGGCUGA
Messenger RNA from Cladocopium goreaui, 822 nucleotides. NCBI's taxonomy places the organism in Eukaryota, Dinophyceae, Suessiales, Symbiodiniaceae. The record is from the annotation of a GenBank genome assembly.